AUGAAGUCCUGAGGACUGGAUCAUCAGUGUAAUUUGGAUACUUUAGUCACGGAGCCUUUAUCACAAAAUCGGGUGUCACAUCUUCUUGCAUUUUUCGGUCCCAAUCGUAUCCACAUUCCUCUUACUCCCGUUCAUGUCAAACUCUUCCGAGAGAUUCUCUCGCCUUUCUAUGUCUUCCAAAUAUUCAGUAUCAUACUGUGGAUGACCGCAGAAUACUACUACUACGCCUCAAUUAUCCUAUUGUUCUCUGCCGUUUCCAUAAUACUUUCAGCCUAUUCGUGUCGGAAAAACGAGCGUCGACUCCGAGACAAGGUCCAAAUGGCUGAAUCAGUAAUGGUUCUUCGACAGAAUUAUGAUGCUCCUCGAGUCGUUCCCUCUACAAACCUUGUUCCUGGAGAUAUUAUCUGUAUACCUCCACAGGGCUGCGAAAUGGUUGCUGAUGUCCUACUUCUUAGUGGAUCUUGUUCUGUCAAUGAGGCUAGCCUUACGGGCAAUCUAGAACUGAUUGGCGAAAGCAUUCCUCAAAAAAAGUCUCCCAUAACCGAACUCCCAACUAACGAAGAUCGAAAAAUUGAUAUCCGUCGAUUGGCUCGCCAUAUUCUCUUUAGUGGAACUCGGGUUCUCCAAGCUAGACCCUCUCACAUGGAGCCAUAUGUAAAGGCUGUCGUUCUACGCACAGGAUUUCUCACUGUGAAGGGUGAUCUGGUUAGAGCUAUCCUACAUCCUCGACCUCUGGAUAUUGAUUUCACUCUUGAUAGUUUUCGAUUUCUUUCAAUUAUGACUGUUAUCGCUAUUGCGGGAUCGGUCUAUACGUGGCUUAUUCUGUAUCAUUUCAAAUUCAGCAUUAGCACGCUGGUGCGCAAGUCGUUGGACAUUCUAACAAUCGUUGUUCCACCCGCGUUACCAGCAGUAAUGACCACUGGGCUUUAUCUCGCUCAAACACGACUGAAAAAAUUGGAAAUCUUUUGCAUCAAUCCUUCUGCUAUCAACGUAGCUGGAACACUUAACACCGUUGUCUUUGACAAGACUGGAACGCUUACAGAAGAGACCAUAUCAGUUAAAGGUGUUUGGCGACCCGAACUCUUUUAUAAUUCGUUGGAUCUUACCAAAGUGGAGGUUAUUUCCAAUGAUUCUUCUCCUUUUGCACCUGCCUUGGCUGCAUGCCACUCCUUGUCACUUGAUCCCAUUUCCUUUGAGGUGGUUGGCGACCCCCUUGACCGGGUCAUUUUCACUUCAACCAACUGGGUUUUCCGUGAUUAUGACUUAGAACAAUAUCGCAGACACUUCGAACAUCCUCUUCAUGGUGUCGUUUAUAAUUCAACGCUAGAUGAUGGUUCUCCUUGGAGUCGUUUGGGUAUUAUUCGACAUUUUCCUUUCUCGUCUGUGGCUCAGCGACAGUCUGUUGUUGUAGAGACUUCCGGUAACGGGGAGAUGGCUCUCCUUUGCAAGGGUGCUCCAGAAGCGAUAGCCGCACAUUGUGAUGCUCAAACACUGCCUUCAAACUUUGAGAAAGCACUUCAACACUUUACAGAGCAAGGUUAUCGAGUGCUUGCAUUGGCAUGGAAACCAAUCGAAGUUGAUGUUGGAGAGGGUGAAGUGUCUGCGCUUUCUAUGAAUCGUGAAGAACUUGAGUGCGAUCUUCGAUUUCUUGGACUGGUUGUGCUGGACAAUCCGUUGAAACUGGAGACUGGUCCUACUGUCAGAGAACUUCUGGAAGCAGAUUUUCGUGUGAUAAUGGCAACUGGAGAUAAUCUUCUAACCGGUGUUUCCGUCGCUCGUCAAUGCGGAAUGAUCGACAAUGCGGACGUGGUAGUUCAAGUCUCUCUGCCUGCUUCACCUGAUAACCUUCUUGAUUUUGAAGUGCUUGCAGCCUUUUCUGGUGGUAUUGACUCCGAGAAAUCGGAGUGGAUUUGCGCGAGUCUUAAAUCUCUAAUCCAAUCUGAUGUUGCUGCUGCCGGUACCUCAGAAACUUCUUCUCUUAUAAACUCAGGUGGAAUUCAUAGUAGUCCUUUUAGCCCAACUACCAAUUUACAUCUAGUUUUAACCGGCACAUCGUGGAAUUACAUCCGGGUUAAUUUACCAAGGUUUUUGCCUACUGUCCUCUCCCACGGCACCGUCUUUUCGCGUUUCUUACCCGACGAUAAGACUAAUUUGAUUAGAGCUCUACAGUCUUACAAAGGGGGUGAGAAGUGUCAACGCCAGAAUCGUGUAGCGAUGUGCGGUGACGGAGCGAAUGAUUGUGGAGCGCUGAAAGCGGCUGCCGUUGGAAUUGCUCUCAGUGACUGUGAAGCGAGUAUUUCUGCUCCCUUUACGUCGCGACAGCAGAACAUCACUUGUGUCUCCAGGGUUCUUAAAGAAGGCCGCAGUUCCCUGUCCACAGCAAUCGGUUCUUUCAAAUACAUGGUUCUUUACAGUUUUAUUCAAUUCUUCACAGUUCUACUUCUCUACUAUAUCGGCAAUACUCUUACAGAUCCUGAAUAUCUUGCUAUUGACCUCUUUAUUGUCGCUCCUCUCUCGGUGACAUUUGCAAUGAGCCGGCCAUGGAAGCAUCUAGAACCCAGUACACCUCCUCUACGCCUUUUGACACCAUCGAAUAUCAUGUCAGUUCUUACCCAUUUAGCACUCUCCAUUGGAGCUCAAGUAAUCGUCUUCAUCCUUGUUCAAAAGCAGCCUUGGUGGAGUCCUUUUCAGCCCUCGGAAGAUCGGUUGGAUAGUGCUGGUUCCUAUGAAACCACCGCACUAUUCUAUUUUUCAUCUUUUCAGUACGUUUUCGUCUGCACGGUUCUUGCUAAAGGUCCACCUUUUCGAGAGAAUGUCUAUGCCAAUGUUUGCUUUGCUCUCAACGUGCUUUUGGUACUGGGCAUGGUCAUCGGAUUCGUUCUAUUUACCCCAGCAUUCUUUGUCGAUUGGGCUCAUCUCCUGCCGCUGCACUUUCCUAAAGAUGUGGGCUUUCCAAGGUACAGUUUUACGGUGGCACUUGUUGUGAUGGCAAUGCUAUACUUUAUCAUGGCUUGGGGAGUGGAGAAAGUGAUUGAUGUUGUCACCUUGCGGAACGCAAACUACGCACCCGGGAAACACCCAUCCUCGAGAUUUGCUGAUAUAUUUUUGUGA
This is a messenger RNA of Rodentolepis nana, 3111 nucleotides long. NCBI's taxonomy places the organism in Eukaryota, Metazoa, Platyhelminthes, Cestoda, Cyclophyllidea, Hymenolepididae. The record is from the annotation of a GenBank genome assembly.